Messenger RNA from Bacillus rossius redtenbacheri, 4595 nucleotides. Its product is annotated as transmembrane protein 53. The transcript has 4 exons. Bases 186 to 1094 code for a protein of 302 amino acids. Lineage: Eukaryota; Metazoa; Arthropoda; Insecta; Phasmatodea; Bacillidae. The record is from RefSeq and is a predicted model, not a curated record.
ACUUUAUGACCAUUCUGUACGCGAAAGGCGAUAGGUUAAAAAAAAAGAGGCCUAAUCGAACGAAUAACGUAAACGAAAUGUGAUGUGGAAAUUUUACAAUUUAAAUUAAAAAAGAAUUUAACCUGCUCAUUUUUGGCGUUGGCUAUUCUGAUAGAUAUAUUUUUGGAAAGUAAACAAAAUUGGGAAUGAGGUCAGGAAAUUUUGCGAAUUCGGGAGACGUAAUGUCAGAUGACGAUUUGGAAUAUUACAUAAAAUUUCCGUCUCCUACUCUUAAAGAUUCUUCACCAACUAAUGAAACAGAAGAAUUCGUGUUUGUUUAUGAUGAGGAUAAAUUGCCAGUGGUGAUGCUACUCGGUUGGGCCGGUUGUCAAGACAAAUAUUUAGCUAAAUAUAGUGCGAUUUAUGAAGAAAGAGGGUGCAUCACCGUGCGCUACACCGCGCCGGUCGAGUGCCUGUUCUGGCGCCGAAGCCACAUGCGGGUGCUGGGGCGCCGCCUGGUCGAGCUCAUCUCCGACAUGAGUCUCGAGGAGCACCCGAUCUUCUUCCACGUGUUCAGCAACGGCGGCGCGUUCCUCUACCAGCACGUCAGCCAGGCCAUGCAGUCGCAGGACAAACCCCUGAAGGUUAAGGGCUGCAUCUUCGACAGCGCCCCCGGGGAGAGGCGGGUGUCGUCCCUGUUCCGGGCGAUCGCGGCCAUCGUGGGCGGCCACUGGCUGUACAGCACGGCGGUGGCCGCGGUGGCCACCCUGGCGUGCCUGGUGGUGUGGUGGCUCGAGAGCCUGGCCCGCUCGCUGCGGGAGCGCAAGGCUCUCGACGCGGAGCCCAUCCACUUGGAGGAGGAGCCGUUCCGCUGGCCGCAGCUCCUGGUGUACUCCUCCCGCGACCGGCUCAUCUGCUACAAGGACGUGGAGAAGUUCGCGCAACACCGCAGGGAACGAGGGGUCGCCGUCACCGCGGUCCGCUUCGAGGACUCCCCCCACGUGCAGCACUUCCUUGUGCACCGCGACGUGUACAUCAGCUCGGUGUGCGGCUUCCUGCACGCCUGCCUCGCCCCCGAGGAUCCGGGCCUGCCGGGCGCCGGGCGGCCUAACUGAGCGGGGAGGAGGCCUCGCGUCCCGUAGUGCGUAACGUCUGUAGCCUGUCUCAUCCUUAGACUGCAGUGCACAAUGUCAUCUCGGUGUGCUCUGUUGCCAGAUGUACCAAAGUUGUAGAGACAACUUUAUGAUGUAAUGAAAUUUUUUUAAAAUAUACUAAAAAAAAAAUUAUUACACAAAGGUAAAUUUGGAAUGAGGAUUUUGGACCUACAUUGUUUUAGAGAAUCAUCUGAUAAUUUUCAAUUCUUAACUUCUAAGGAAACACAACUGAUAAGAUGCCAUCUUGGUUACAAACAUUUCUUUCGUCGAUUCUUUUUUAUAUAUAUUUGACUCUUGUUUGACCAUUGCACAUAAUUAAGAGGAUAGGAAAGACACAUUGGACAUUGUGCAUUAAUGACGAGAAUAAUAGAAUAAUAUAAUCUGAACGUAUUGGCAGAAUUAAACGGGGUUGGUCUUGUCGGCUAGAUAUUUUCGUUGCAGAGACCUGAAAUAGUCAAUACAGUGUUAAUUAAAAAAAAUUUGCAAAUGAUUUUUCAUAAAAUAAGUGCUUGAAACCAAAAAUUAAACAAAUAUAAAAAAAAAAAUUGCUGUAAAAUAAUUAAAAUCAUACGAAAAAAAACCUCUAUGAUUACCAAAACGUAGAAUUUUACGCUAAUUGUAACUUUUUUUUUAAACAUUCCAUUAUGCAAUUUUGUAAAGAAAAUCUUUGAAUUAUAUUUUGUUCUAAUAUUUGGUUACUAUAGAAGUUUUUAUUAUGUGGUUUUUAAAAUUUUACAGCCAAUUAUUUUUUAUAUUUGUUUAUUUUGUGGUUUCAAGCCCUUAAUUUAUGGAAAACCAUUAGUAAUUUUUUUUUACUAUAGACUAUUAAUUAUUUCUGUACAUUUAGGUCUUUGUAAUGAAAAUAACUAGCUGAUGAAACAACCUCAUCGAAUUCUGCCAUGUUGUUCAUAUUCUAUUAGUGUUUUAUAUUUUCGUCAUUAAUGCACAACGUGACAUUCCUAUCCUCAUAAUGGAGUGCCUUGUUAUUAUUUGUGACCAACUGCUACAGUAGUUUUUCCUGUGAAGUAGUGAUUGGUGUUUGGAAUUGAUGUUCUUUUUUCUUUCCGAAUGUAUAAAACUAUAAUAAUAUUGUCAAAAGACACUAUUUUAUGGUCCUAGAAAAAUCAAUGAAUGAUAAAAUUAAAAAAAAAAAUAUUAAGACUUAUUAGAAUUAUUGAUGGUACUGUACUGCAAUCUAAGAGUGAGACAAAUUAUAGUCAGCAUACUAAUUUAUUCGCUCAUGAUCGUGUACUUCUUUUCCUCCCAGACACUUUAGUGUUGGGUGUGUGACAACUGUUCUAGUCACGAAACUUGGCAGUAUUACCGAUGUUGGUCGGUUGCAAGGAAGCUAAUGUUUGGCCUGUAAAAUUAUCCUAGUUCCUUAUUUUGAGGCAUUUAUUGCAGAGACUGAUUGAAUUACUUGUCUGGAGAUCGCAGGAGUAUAGCAGGCAUUAAUUUUGCUACAUGAGGUAACUACUUGUAGAUUAGAAAUUAUAUGCUCUAUCUGUAUUUACGGCAUUUUAGUGUUUUUACUUUGCAUGAAUCAUGACAUUAGUUGUGUUAUCCAUGGGUAUUAUUGCCUCUUACUUAAUAUUAACAAAGUAUUAUUAUCUUCAGUGAUUGUGUUUUUAUUUUAAAAUAAAAAAUAUAUACAUAUAUAGAAUUUUAUUUUGAUUGUUUGUACUUAAUAGUGAAUAAAGUUAAAUAACUGGAGACAGUUAUAACUAAAUAAUACAGUAUUUUAAACUCUUUUUAUAUUUUUUGAUUAGAAUUGAAAAUUUUAUUUGUUAAUUGAUUCAUUGUAGGCAUAGUAAAUAAAUUUUUGCUCUUAUUUUUAAGAAAUACUUUUACUUAGUGCAACACAAUUUUUUUUUACAUUGUGUGGAAAAAAAGUUCAAUUGUAUAUACAUAUGUACUUACCACGACUAUUAUUCCAAAUGCCUAUAUAUUUAAUACUUAUUUUGAUCUAGUGUAUUUCACAGUAUUAAAUGUUUGUAGAGUGCCUCAUUAACUACAGAACUGUAUGUAGCUAACUGAUGUAUUUAGCUGCAAGAUAAAGCAAAAUAAAACAGUCAUAUAUGAUGGGACUUGUGCUAAGUAGAAAUUUUGAGCCAUAAAAUAUUUACAUCUUUCAAUAUAUUUUUAACAUAUUUCCAGGUGAUACACACUGCACAUUAAACUCAACAAGCCAUAAGUACUAGGAUCUGAAAGGCUAGUCAGUUUUCUCAGACUGCCCUUUAGGAUAUUUUAACCCUGGGGAAAAAAGGUACAGCACACAGCAUAAGGGUUGUUUUUUUUAAUUUAAUGAGCAUUCCGUUUGGCCACCUGCUUUUGUCGUGAGUGGUUGUGCACUGUUCUGGAAAUAGCCGUUUCCUAGAGCUCAUUUCACUAAAAGUGCAAUUAUGAUCUAAUUUCUGUGGUAUCACUUAGGAAACAAGUCAAGCGACAUGUCAACUCCUCUCUUUAAAAAUGUAAUUCCUAUGUGGUUUAUCAAAAAUACUCUUUCAACCCACAAGUGAGACCUCUUAAGUUUCUCUCUCUGGCCAUUUGCACAUUUAUUUACUGUACAAAACACCUCGUGUGCUGUUUUCCCCUACUUUCUGUAGUUAGCCUUCUGGCAAAGUUACUAGCCCUGUUACCCAUAAGCCACCAACUGCUCGACAGUUUUUCUUUUGCUUGUGUCGAUUCUACGGUUACCAGUCAGUGACUGCUUGUGCUACUGUCAAUUUUCACUUUAAAUUACUGUAGAGGCUUAGCAGCCUAGUCCGCUUUUUUUCUGUUGUAACGUACAGAAUAUGCUUAGCAAUUUUUAUUUAAUUGAUGAUUGCCUUUCCUAAUAAAUACUUUGUUCCUUUUAGGCACUAAUUUUUAGUUCCAAUUUAGGACUGUAGUACAUAUGAUAUAAAUUCCAUUUGUGUUUCUUUGAAGUUUUAGCAUGCAACGUAAUGCGCGUGCUCCGUGGAAUGGAAAUUGAACAGGAUUAAGACCAGUGAGGAUUUGCGUUUUGUCAAGUUGUUAGCAUGCAUCAUAUACAACAAAGCACGUAGUUUAUUUUUCAAGCAAAUGAAAAAUAAUUUAUGUAACAAACAAAUUGAACAACAUAAGCUCAUAUAUAUUUUAAAUAUAGAUCCAACAGCAGACCUACUAUUAUUAUUUUUUUAAUUGAAACCAGCAAAUAAAGAUUCUGUAAUUUGGUCUUCUUCAGGUUUUCAUUUAUUAGCUGAAAAAAAUUGUGUUAGAACAUAUGUAGCAUCAAUUAAAUUUACUACUAGGUUGUUUCUCUUUAAUAUGACAAAUCCUGUGCUAUCUUUUCCAUUUGAAAUUAACUGUAUGCAUAAGUUUAUUUGUCAAACUAACUGUUUCUCUCCAAAGAUUACACUUAAUAUACUAAUUCUGGCUCAAAAUUUGAAGAAGAAGAAAAAAGUGUUUAUUGUGUAAUAAAAGUUAAUCAUUUUUAAGUAA